Daphnia pulicaria is the source of this 1358-nucleotide messenger RNA. RefSeq names its product condensin-2 complex subunit D3-like. Gene Ontology annotation, biological process: meiotic chromosome condensation; mitotic chromosome condensation. Gene Ontology annotation, cellular component: condensed chromosome, centromeric region. Bases 195 to 1064 code for a protein of 289 amino acids. Gene Ontology annotation, molecular function: histone binding. NCBI's taxonomy places the organism in Eukaryota, Metazoa, Arthropoda, Branchiopoda, Diplostraca, Daphniidae. The transcript is spliced from 3 exons. The record is from RefSeq and is a predicted model, not a curated record.
CGCAAACGUCAAUAUAUUUUUUGGUUAACUUCGAUAUUGAUCCUUAAAUUUUAAUGUCCUUUUUUUAAUUUUUUUAUACUUAAAAAUUACAAAAUGAUUAAUCUAGAACAUAUUUUUCUUUAAAUUUUAAUAAAGAAAACCUGGUGACGCCGCGUCUGUGUUUUGAAAAUCUGACUCGGUAGAGUCGUAAUAAAAUGGAAGACGAUAAGGUUGAAAUUUACCAACAAACCGUAGCUUCAGAAUUGGAUUGUUUACAAUUGGAUAAACUUGAAACAGAAUGGAUAAAGGAAGUGAUCGACAACGACUUUUUGCAGUGUCAAGACAUUCCACUGCUUUAUGAUGAAAUUCUGGAAGAAUGCCAUAUCACUUCACGAUUAAUUCAUUUACAGAAAGCUUUUUUGCUGUGGUUAGAAUCAAAUAAGGGAUCAUCUGAGGAUAGUGAGGUUUCUACAGCUACAAGACAGUCACUAGGUAGUUCACUGAUGCCAGAAAAUACCUCCGCUGCUGUCAACAUCAACCUUACAAACAAUGGGUUCCGCUUCUGGAGUUUUCUGUUUCAAGAGAAGAAAGUGAAUAUCCAAAGUCUUUUAGUUCUCAUUGGUUUCUUUAUUGACAGAGGUUCAACACUUUCCAGCACCCAUGAAGAACGCCAAAGAUGUUUUGAAGCUGCAAAAAUGUACUUAUUGAUGGUAUGCAUACCCGGGAGCAUGGCUUUCAGAGUCUUUCAUCAAAUGCUCUACAUGAAGGCAUUGCAACUUGUCCAACUAUAUGUGCAGACUAGAAAAUAUCAACAGAAAAGUGCACCUCAAACUCAACAAGCUAAGAAAGGUCACAAGCAAACACAGCCUGUAGCAGAAUUUGAAGAAGAAGAAGGAGAAGCUCCGAUUGGACCAGAGGAAAUAGCUGCUGUUGAAAAAGCCAUGUCAAGGUUUUUGGAUGCUUUAUUUUUGGUUGCUCAGCAUCUCUCCUUCAAACGAUAUCCCAACAUUUUAAAAGAAACUGUUGAAUGCAUACUACCAAUUAUCAACCUAGAUAGGGGAGCAGUGAGUUUGAAGGCUCUUUAAAUCAUACACAACUUCUGCAAUCCACUUCAUGGUGAUGCUGUCCAAACUGUCCAUCACGUCUUUGUACAUAUUUUACCAUACCUGGUGCUUAAUCCAAGUGAAAAAGACUUAAAUAUCAAGAAUUUGGUGGCCUUAAAAGAUAUCAGCUUCAAUUUAGUCAACAGCUUCAUCUCCAAGUUCGGAGAGAUCAUUUACCCUCUCGUGCAUGGACUUAUUAAACACGUUUGUGUCGAAGUCGUCGAUAGAGCAGAGUAUCGUCAUAAAACAGCCCAAACAGCUCUAGAUUUGCUCCAA